CUCAAUUCCACACAGACGAACCUACACUGGUUCAGAAAGACGGUCUCUGCUGCACCACACACACACACACAGACACACUGCCGGCUGUGAAUUCUCCAUCUUAUUCCAAAUAUCUGCAGGCCAUUUUGCCGGAGAGCCAGCCAAAUCCGCCUCAAGGAGCAGGAGAAUGAAGAACAACAUGUGACUGAUCCGUGCGCUACUGUCGACAGCAUGCUUCGCCUCUUCCGGACCUUGGCUUUCUGCUUCUGGUGCUUUUUGCUACUUCACAGGCAGGCUGUGGCUGACGAAGAGGCCCUCUGGGGACCAACACCACCAAAAGAAAACCCACCUGAAAAUAAAAAAUCCUCCAACUGGUGGUCAAAGUUCCCUUCCCUGCCAAAGCUCCCUUCCCUGCCAAACCUCCCUUCCCUUCCCUCACUAUCCAUCCCUAUCCCCUUUUAUAGGAGCUCGGACAAUAACAACAAGGAUGCUGCGUUGACCACAACCGCCAAACGUCUGACAGAACCAAUCGAUCGCUUGCAAGACAACUCGGGUUCAGGGGAAGGCAGCAUUUUUGAAGCCUCUGAACCACCCAUCACUUCGACUCAAGGGUUCCUAACCAGCGUGAUAAGAACAGAAUCACUUCCCACAGGGACAUCAGAUUCUCCACACAGCAGCAUAGCGCAAAGCCACAAUGACGCUCUUGUUUCAGACUCCUACUCUCACACAAGCAGUUCUAUCAGAAACACUCUGUUCACCAACAGUCCCACCAUCACAAGCACUCCUGAACAAAAUGCAACACAUACCCACCCACCGAGGGGCACCACACGAGCAGCUGGAAACAGGAUGGGUGCCACUACACAACACCUCCCAGAGGAACACACUGAUAAAAAGGAGGCUGAAGAAAAGAUCUCUUUGACGAUAGCACCAGAAACUACAGUUCCCACUGCCUUGACAUGGGCAGCAGCCCAAACUACAACAACAACCCCAGGUCUGGUGGAGACCGCACUGCCCAGCAGACACCCUCUGGGGCAUGUUACUCCCACUACGUCCUCAGAAACCAUGUUUGUCAGAAAAUCACAACACUCGACUGUUGGUGUUUCCCUCCACGCUGGAGAGGCCACAAUGCCAGAAACUCUCCCCACUCACAGUGAGGAUGACCUGGGCUUCUCUGAGGCCAGAUCGGGGCCCACGCAAGAACAGCCGGGGGUAAUCACCACUGCCAUGUGGAUCGAUCACAAACUAGUGCCGGAAUCCAUAACAAGCACAACUCCGAGCCAAAGGGUUAACUUCUCAAUAACAGGAGCGCUGCCAGGCAAAAAGGAUAAGGAGGAUAAGGAAGGUGUGGUUCCUUCAGCCGACGGGGAUGGUGACACCAGGUUGGCAGACGUCUCCACGCCAUCCGCUAAUCUGCUAACAACGUUCCAUCCAAAGAGCACAGAAACUCCUACUAUUCCUCUGUACACGGAAGACUGGUUGGACAACCUGGAGGACAGCGACGGCACCUUACUUCCAGACUGCAAUAAAGAGCGUUCCGGGAUCUGCAACCUCUCCGACACCUGGGACUACACAACCUCCUCGAACGUCAAGCCAACACAAAACACCCCUGCCACGAACCAAUCUGUGAAUCCCUACCUGAUCCCAGAUCCACCCAUGUUGUUGCCGCUGUACACCGACUGGAACAGUGCCAUGGCAGCUUGGGGCCUGGCCUGGGAGGUGCAUGUUUACGGUGCUGGUUGCGUCUUCGUGAUGCUCACGCUAGCCUCUGCGCUCAAUCUGCUCUGCUUGCCUCUACGAUGUCCUUCCGGAUGUGGCUACUUUGCCCUAGUCAGCCUGUUUCUAUUAGCUGCUGGUUGCACCAGAUCUUUCUCGCUCCUGUAUGAUGCCUAUGGCCACCAGGACCGCUUACCCUCCACAGAAGCCUCACUGAUACUCUACGAAGCACCGUUUCCCUGCUUGACUGCAGCUUUUGGUCUGGUUUUCCUUCUUCUCUCCAUGCGUUCAAGAAUGCAGCUCUCCUACUCAGCUUUUCAGAGACCCUGUUUCCUGGCCUGCCUGGUUGUCCUGCACUUUGGUGCUGCAUUUGGACCGGUGUCAUUACUGAAGUUCUACCAGCAAAAGCCUCCCCUUUGCCUCUUUCUUGCACUCAUCUCCCGUGGAGCCUUUGUAGCACUGGCCACAUUUCUGUCAGUUGCCUAUUUUGUUUUCUACAUCUACGUGCGGGCAGAUUCAAAGCACAUCUACCACCUGAAUAACACGUCUCCAACACCUGCUGAGCGCUACAACCGCUGCCCCUUUGCUGAGAGCCGGGACUGGAAUCGUGCAGCUGUAACAGUCUGUAUUUCAGCAUUGUUUUGUUUAGCAUGUGCAGGACUGCAGUUUUAUGCAAUGCUCAAUGCUAUGGGUAUUGCAGGUGGAAAGGAGGUCUUCCAUCCUUGGCCCUGGUGGGUUUUUCAGUUUAGCUGCAGAUUGUGUGAGCUCGGGGUUUGUCUCACCUUGGCCUUGGUUGUCGCACAACCAGUCUACUGUUCUGACCAUCUCCCUGCUGCAGGGAGCUGCUGGACUGAACUGUUGGCGUCCAAGUCGCCCAUCCUGCCUGGGAGCUAUCAGUGGACCCUGAGCCAGCAUGAGAAGCUUGCAAUCGUUGAUACCUUUGGGCUUGGAGAGACAGAGAGCCUUCCUCUUUACACACUGGUGGAUGAGAGGCUUGGUAGCAGUCUGAACGGCCUGGACCUCCUCUACCACAGCAACCGGGCUUUGGCAUACAGAGACCUGGACUUGGACUUACAGGGUUCAGGAAAACCUGAAAAUGGAGGAGGCAGAGAGCCCUCAGGUGGAUCCUCGUUUACCAGUGACUCCACCACAGACCUGCGACCACCUUCGCCUAUCAACCUGCGUCGCAGCAUAGACGAGGCACUCUUCAGCGAAGCCCUCUUUCCCAUGAGCCUCUUUAGCCCUGCUAGGCCUAUUCGCAGCAGUGAUCUAUCCAUAAACAACCACUGUGCACUUCUAAGCAACAGCCUCUGUGAUCCUCUCUCAGCGGACACUGGCCUUUAUCGGACUUCUUCCUGCGUGGAGAUGACCUCUCAACCCCAGCCCUCCUGCGCCCAAUCUCAAGGAGACACUAUUGUAGGUGCUCCACCUUCUCCCUCCCUGUCCUCAUCAUCCAGCUGUUCAUCGCCUGAACAGUGGAGGGGCAGCUCUUCCUCUUAUUCCUUCUACAGAGAAUCUUUCGGAGGAUCCUCGCUAGUCCUCUGCCCGAGCCCAGAGAGACGUGCUCAGCAGCUUCUCGAGCAAGGGGGUAUGGGCCAUGUGGCAUCCUCUGGCCACCAUAGCCAUGCUGACCCAUUGAGGCACUAUCAUACACUUGGCGCAGCCUCACAGGAGAGCCUGGACCUGGACAUAUCGUCUGAGGCAGACCGAUCCGUGCAAGAGGAGUUCAUCAGUGUUUGCAGACAAAUCGAUGCUUACAGCAUCUGCAGUGAGACUAUCGAUUUAUAAAAGGACAGUGUGGUCUAACAAGGUUUACACAGAAGACUUAUUAAGGAUGUCAGAAAAGUGACUGUCAAGGUUUUUACACCCAUUUGGUAGUGCAUGGUAGCUUUUGCAUUCACCAUAAAAGACCAUUAGCUGCCGAAAUAAAGUUUUUGGAGCUUUGAUGAGCUUUCCUAUGUGGUCAUUAGUGAAUGUCUGAGUGUCUAAGUGCCAAGAAUGUCGGAAUACAAAAGGUAAUUUGUAACUUUUACAUGUUUGAUAAAGGCUGGUUAAGUUUGAUAGUUAAAUGUUACUAUUGAUUUUGACUGAGUGGAGAUAACAAGAAUUUAUUUGUACAAAUGUUUUGUAUUGCAUUCCAACAUUCCAAUAGAUAGUACUGUGACUAAAACUAAGCACUUAUUAAAUACUACUGAAGUCAUAUGCUCUCAAAUGCUAAAUACAAUUUUUAUUAAAUCGCGUGUUGAAAAAUGGGAUUAAAAUUAAGUUUGUCAAACUGUAAACUCUUCAUGCCAAUAUAUGCCACACAUCUUACUUGCAGUUCUGAUGCAGCAGUGCCCUCUACUGGUAGAAACGCACACUACUUUACCAUAUCCUCCUACAUGUAUCACUAAAGGACUGUGCUUCUACAUACACUGACAGCAUCUUCUAUGACCGGCUUACUAAUUUAUUUAUGUUCAAACAUAACUUUGCUCCGCACAUUGUUUAAUAAAGUUUGUUUUAGAACA
This is a messenger RNA of Cottoperca gobio, 4199 nucleotides long. RefSeq names its product proline rich transmembrane protein 4b (gene prrt4b). Lineage: Eukaryota; Metazoa; Chordata; Actinopteri; Perciformes; Bovichtidae. The record is from RefSeq and is a predicted model, not a curated record.